AUGGUGUACUCGCAUCUCGAGGAACGAGUCUUCGACCAUGUGGUCCUUGGCCCGCAGCUGCCAGGGAGGCAUGAUGCAGAAAUCGUCCACGUGGAAGGGAAUCUCCUGGCACGGAUGCUCAACGCGAGCGACAUAAUGAGUCAACUUGAGCCGGAGAGUGAGACCUGGAAAAGCGUCAGGGAGUCCUUGAUUGCCUGCCAGGAAGUACACGUCGAUGGCCGCGUGGUCGGGGAGAAUCUCGUUCUCGCCCUCCAAGAGCUCGUUUGCAAAAGGCUGAUAAUACUACAUAUCGCGGAGCAGAAUGCUGGACUCCUGAUUCGCAUUGAUGAGAGUGGUGAUAAUGAGCGUGUCGUCUUUGAAGCGUUCGAAGCAUCUCCUGGAGCCGCGAAAGUGCUGGCCUCGAAAAACGCCCUUAUAUGUGACUUCCCAAGCGCCGCCGCGGCCAUGCCUCUGUCGACCUUUCAAGACCGUUCCUUCCUGGAUAGCAUGAGCGCCUUUGUGGAGCAAGCCAGCGUUGAGCCGAUUGAGCAGUUCGCUGCCAAAUCCAGGAAGGCAGGGGUAGAACUGGUGGAGAUUCGUGACACCGCCGACCCAGCACUGAUAUGCGACAUGUUAAUUGCCCUAGUGGGCGCGCUCGGUGAACCGGUCGAUCCCUGCCCCUUGAGAAAGCGCGUGAGAGACGAAGUUUAUUGGAAGAAGUCUGAGAGGUGUUGGAGAAGGUCUGCCUUUUGGCUGGUCCUUCGUGUCGGCAUUCAACGCCUUCUGGCAUUUUCCAGCUCCCCUGCCGAAGGAUGUCUUAGAUACAAAUCGCUACAGUGCGUGCUCUUAGCUCAUUUGCUCAAUGAUAGUCUGGGGAUUGUUAGCGUGGAAAAGUCCCAUCUCCUGAAAGCAAAGCUCUGCCGACGACUGACCAAGCUGGACGCGCAGUGGGGGGAGACGAAGGAUAAGGAUCGGAAACUGUUUGAUGCAGUGGGGAAUUUCUGUGAGGGCAUGAUCCAGACAGCAUUGCAGCAUAUCGAUGGCGAAUGGAACCGGUUCAAACGAAAGGUGGAGCGAUUGAUACCUGCCCUUCCACUACGCGCGAAUCAAGAUAAUCUGAACCUGGCUCUGCCUAAUAGCCUUGCAUACCUCGAGCAGGUGCUGAAACGUCACAGGGGCCAAAAUAUGAAACAACGCAAACCCGCGUCCCUGGAACAUCCACUGGCGGACAGAAUGGCCAAGGCUACAGUGACAGGAUUUCAGGCGUUUGCUGGGAAAUACCACAGCCUGUUCGAGGAGGAAGAACGGCUUCAACAGUUGCGGCCCCUGAAUGGCGGCAACGGGCUUAGCCAGGCAGUCAUCCAUUAUCUGGACCUGGGACCACUCGAUGCAUACGACUGCGAUCUCGAGCAGAAGAGCCUAAUGGUUCUCGCCAUCUUUGAGGCAUGGGCCGAGGCAGAUCGCUCAGCUAUACAUGAAUAUCCGCUCCUGGAAGACUACCACCCCUUGUUCCGCCCGGAGAUUCUGGAUGUACUUCACUUGUCCAGGCUGGGCGAUAUGGAAAGAUUGCAGAAGGUUCAGGAAUACCUAGAUGGUAGACAGAGACAAUGCCGAUUUCCACAUCUCACAAUCUUUAGCGACCCCGGGAAAGAUUGCUUGGCUGUCCGUUUCUUUGAUUCUAUCCACGGCGGUCCCUUGCAAAAGCUGAGAUCCAAAAUCAUAGAGGCGUCGUCCGCGCAACGAGCAUGGAAGCGGUCAGAGUUUAAAAAGAGAUAUAGGAAGUACGAGGAGCUCACAUCCCAAAUAUUACCAUUGUCGUGUUGUUGUAUUCGAAAGCGCGGUAUUGCCCGCGACUCCAGUAGUUGCGAGGUUUGCCCCCUGAAACGACAGCGAAAGAAACUGCGAAUGACUGUCCACGAAGACUUCCUGCCGGCUUGCGAUACACCAGAGCAUACUGCGGAGGAGAAAGCAAUUCUCUUCGAGUUGAGCAUGCCUCAGUCAUUUGCCAUCUACCGCGAUGCCACAUGGAAAAUCGCAAGCACUCUAGGUGUGCCCAGCCCGUCACGAUGGAUGUCCCAAGACAGAGCUAAGAUGCUCUUGACGUCCUAUGACCAGCUGCGCGAGUUUGACCAGACGUCGCCAAAACGUACUGUUCAGCUGGCAUCGACAUCGAAGUCUUUUCUCGUCGCCCAUUACAAAGGCGUUCCCUUCCCGACCUCAGAGUCUCAGGUAUUGCUGCCAUUUGGGCUCUCCUUGUUCUAUUACGAUAGCACAAAUCAGGUAUGGUGUAAGUCCUUGAACUCGGAACUCACGUUCUCCCAUCACUUUGGCUUGCCUCCCUCCAUCCAAGCGCUUCUCGGAAUCCAAGAAGCUGAAAGACCGAAGUUUGCACCUGAUGCGGACGGCCCGUCGUCGUAUGAGAUAACAGCCAGUCAAACCCGUUGUCCCCCCCGAGUAACGGUUCAUGAGUUUAUGGCUUGUCAGAGCAUUCUUUCCGGAAAACACACUCGUUGGUUCUCAAUCUUGCGUGAACUUGGCUCUUCAAAUAUCAACUUUAGCACUGAAGAAACGACUCAUAUCUUCAAAUAUCUCUGUCUUCAAGCUGGACCUAGGGGUUCAGACGUACAGACUCGCAUGACUCAUAUACCGCUGAGAGAUGGCUGGUUCUGUGAUAAGCUUCUCACUCAAGUGGAGAGGCAUCUGCAUGGUGUCUCCUCCAACUGGCGCGAGCCAUAUUACAUGGAUACGCUGUUGACCAUCAUCCUCCGGGUUUGCUCCAUCGGGGAAGAAAAAUCGGCAUCCAAGGCUCGAGAGCUCCUAGGACGGGUGCAGAGCAUCAUGAUUAAGUGGAUUGAAAUGGUUCGUACGGAGAUCCAGGGAUCGACUACCAAUAAAUCCACUGCUAAGCUUAGCUCCUAUGCUGCCAUGGCAGCCUUGAUAUGCAAAAGAACAUUUUACUCUCCCGGCGACGGUCACGACCAUCGGGGUGUCCGAUCAUUGCAAGCCUUCAUCGAGGCCUCUAUUACUCUGCAGGAUAGCCUGCCCCGGGAUCCAUCCGAACUGUCCAGACACUUACGUGGAAUGCUGAUUCGAGAUACACGCGAGAGCCACAAUAUUCGUAAUUGGCUGCGUGACGAAAUCAUUUCCGCCCCAAGUAGCCUGGAAGCUGCAAUCGGUCAUGUUUGGCCCGAGGCGGCCGAGUGUUCUAGGGAGUAUUCAACUUGGCUGGCUUUGCCUGGAAGGCAUGCGUGGUGGCUAGCAUGUCAGGUCGAAGCUACGAAUUUUACAGCUUCCCAAACCGUCCAUUAUCAUGUGUUGGAGGGCCACUUGCUCAUUGACAAUAAACCUCUGGGUAGACUGCCCGAUGACAUACAUGCUUUGCCCACAGUUCAAUCGUUGUUCGGACAGCAACCCCUUCUCGCCUACCCGUCUGCAUUACCUAACAUGGCAUACCGGCUUUCCACGCUCUACAAUGGACAUGAGAUUCACAUAGGAAUGCGCAACGGAGGCCCAGUGAUACUUGCACGGAUUCGCGGCUCAUUGCUAGAAUUCGUGGACAGCGGCAUUUUCAGGCAAGGAUCGAUAUUCGACUUGCCUAAUCCCUUGAUAGAGGACUGUGUGCACUGGUUGAAUCUGCGAACCAAGGAGCUUGACAUCAGAACAAGACCUCACAUGUGGAAGUUCAACAGGGAGGGCAACUGGGUGCUCAAUAUCAAGGAAAGAAAGGCAGUCCGGCGCACUGUAUCCUUGGUGGACCCUCAAAGCAUCCUUUUCCAGGCUGUGGCGGGAAUAUUCAAAGACUUCGAGGACGCAGAGCAUAUCACUGUCUUCCAGCCGUCCCUGCGAAAUCUCUGCGUGGAAUUAAAGAGAAUGAACUUGGAUUUCGAAGUCAAUAAGGAUGGGCUACUAUCCUCCAAGCAGCUGCAUUGCGAAAUAUCGCCAAGCCAGGACGCCGGAACCUGGUAUGGCCUGGAAAGCAUGUUGGUUCUCAGACAUACGCACAAUUCACUUCGGCGCAGCGUUAUUGUUCCCCUCGGACUGCCUGAAUAUCAUCGCAAUGGACCCCAUGUUUCUGUCCGGAUCGUGGGCACCGAUGGCGCCUACGCGCGAUUCGGUGUUGAUGAUAUCCUUGGUCGCAUUCAGUGCGCGGCAGAGCCUAUUCUCCUGUUUAUGAAGACCUUACUACAUGCGUACACCUCAUUCGUGCUACCCGACCCUCUCACAAAACGAACAGGAAGGGAAGAAGCACUGGCCUACCUUUCAUCUGCGGCCUUGCAGCCCUGGACUGCGCUGAGGACAGAGAAACUGCACCCUUUGUUAGCGCUAGCUCGACUGUCACCCAAACGUGAAUAUUACCCUAAGCAUUUGAAGGUACAGCAGAUGGUCACUUGGGACCUUAAUGCCACCAUAUCGAUGCAGGACGACGAGUUCCGGAUCAAGGUCGAGGAUAUCCUGAAGAAGCUACAGCGCCUCGGGAUAUUUCAUGAUCAAACAUUUGUGCCUCCAGAUCUCGAACCUGAUAUUUUACAUCUCCGGAGCAGAGCCCUAGCUCGUCGUCGGUGCUAUGAACGGGAAAGCAUUUGCUUUGAGCAACUGGGCAGACCAGCCGACAUGGAAAACACACAACACGAGGCUUUCGGUGCGGAAGGCGUUCGUCGUGUCUAUGAGAUUGUGCGGCUUCUACGUACUCGACCGUCGUCCGUACACACUACUCGGUCGCUUGCUGCGCACCUCAUGGUACCAUUGAUCAAUGGCUAUGAGCAAGAUCUCUCUAGACCGCUGUUGACAGAGACGCUUAAGAUGGACAUUGCCAUGCAAUGGGGACCCCUCCUACGUUCUUGCUGCCGCCAAUUCCAUCAACCACGACUCCAUUACGAACCAAUGUUUCUCUUGGCAGUGAUGGCCUUUGGGUCUUGCAAUGUACAACUGCUGAGAGCUCUUGCUGCGCUUCUUUACUUUCUAGACGUCCGAGCGGUCAAACUGCCGAAAUGUUCAAAUUACGUGAACUUCAACGGGCAUGAGCUUCCAACAAUGCAAUGGGCGGUCAACCUCAUACAGAGCUCGCAACCGGAAGACGAUUCAAACAAUACCGAGAGCGAUGGCGAAAAAGGCGGCCUAGAGGCAACGAUCCAUGCGCUGGCAAAAGGUAUUACGUUGCAGUGGCCAUGUGACCAUGAUGACUUGGACAUGACUGGCUUCAGUGACCUACCGGAUCCGAAGAAGGCAACUGCGGUGGUCAAGACAGAAUGGGACCGAAUUUCGCGAAAUUGUAUACUCGCCCGCCAUCUGGUUGCUCUGCAAGAUAUCCUGGACGAGCGUUGGGCAGAUAAGAAUCAAGAUAUCGUGCCCCCAGUCGCAGCUGGUGGUGCGCGGAUGUCUGGCUCACAGGGGAAGCCAUUCAUCUUGCCAUGUCUGGCAAAGAACCUUCUUUCGAAGAUUGGACCAACUCCAUCAAGCCAGAAAGAGAUGUGGUCGGGGUUGCAAACCGUUAGCCCGUACCAGGAGCAACAGGCCAUCGAUCAAGAGCAUGUUUCUAACAAAGGAAGAAGUUCGAGGCCGGAGCUGGGGGAGCUUGAAUCCAUUCUGCACAAUAUGCUCGGCUCUCCAAGCGCAAUUCGAAAGCAGUAUGCGGCAGAUUUGCUGACAAGCUUGGAGGCUCUAUAUGAGCAGGAUAAAGAGGCUCCGCAGGCAAGGCCGACAUCCCAGCGCGGAUAUGAUCUCGUCCUGGCAGCAAAAUGUGCAGAGGACCAGUACAAUGCAAUCCUAAACACUCUCGCAGAGGGUGAUGCCCACUACAGAUGGUUACAUCCUGGUCAGUUGUGGCCAUGCUUGAGCCCAGUCAGCCUCCUGCAAAGUUUAAGAUCAACAGCAAACAUAUCCUUCGGAAUUCGUAUGAAAGACGCCAUCUUAAACUAUGCGCUCAAGGUUACACAGCUCCAGCAUUACCUGCGAAUGGAGGAUGCUUUGAAGAAAGGAGACAUGCAUCGAUUCGAGGAGGAGCAGCAGAACUCGGGCCAUACCAACUGGAAGCCGCACGAACAUCCAGAUUGGUUGCUUUUGGAGAUUGAUGCAGAUAUCCUCAUACGUCCCGGACAGAUAGACGUCGCACAAGCCACAAUUAUGCCCACUUCCGGGUUAAACUCCGUUCUGCAGAUGAACAUGGGACAAGGUAAAACUUCCGUCAUCAUGGUGCUUGUCGCAAUUGCCCUUGCGAAUGGUAAAAGCAUUGCACGUCUUGUCGUACCCCGCGCAUUGCUUUCUCAAACUGCGCAGAUCUUUCAGGCGCGUCUGGGAGGACUGGUAGGGCGGGAAAUACUCCAUGUGCCGUUUUCGCGCAAAACCCCGAUCGAAGGCACCUUGAUACAGACGUAUCGGGAUUUGCAUGAAGCCAUUAGGUCUAUAUCUGGAGUUGUUCUGACGCAGCCAGAUCAUGUUCUGUCCUUUCGCCUGGGUGGCCUCCAAGCGACGUGUGAUGGUCACCUGGAGUCUGCCAAGAUCAUGACAUCAAUGCAGUCUUGGCUAGAUUGCUUGAGCCGCGAUGUAAUCGACGAAUGUGAUUUUGCGCUGGCUGUGAAGACUCAGCUAAUAUACCCGAGCGGUACCCAGCUGGCGGUGGACGGUCACCCUCAUCGGUGGACAGUCCCGCAGGUAUUGCUCGGCGUAUUAGAAGGAUACUUGCAGGAGUUACAAGAAAGCCACCCCCUAAGUUUGGAUCUCGUGUUUCGAAACUCCGGUGGGUUUCCGUUCAUCCACAUUCUCCGGCCAGACAUCGAACAUGCUCUGUCCCAGCGGAUCGUCGACGAAAUCUGUAGUGGAAGCUUGGCAAUCUUGCCGCCAGUGAGCGAAGAUGCUCGAGACUGGAUCCGAAGGUAUCUUUCAGAAGCCAAGCUCCCGGAAGAGGUGGCAUCUUCUGCAUGUCAAGCAUUUCCAAGUCAAUCUCCCGCAUUGCACAUCCUCCGGAUACUGCGUGGGCUGUUGGUACACGGUAUCCUGGUCCUGUGUUUGAAGAAGCGUUGGAAUGUACAGUAUGGGCUGCACCCCGGCAGAGACCCGGUUGCAGUCCCCUUUCAUGCGAAGGGCAUCCCCUCAGAGCAAGCAGAAUGGGGACAUCCAGAUGUUGCCAUUGUUCUUACAUGCUUAGCAUUCUACUACAAUGGCCUGACUGUUGAUCAGCUGCGCAAUGCCCUGCGUAGGCUGCUACGAUCCGACGAUCCAUCAAGCGAGUAUGGACGGUGGACACAUCGCUCUGCCUCUCUGCCGAUGGGCCUCCGGCGGUGGAACCUGAUAAAUGUCGACGAUGACGCACAUGUACAGGAGAUAUGGAAACAUCUUCGCUUUGAGCAGGUUGUGAUAAACGACUAUCUUAACAGGUCCGUUUUUCCGGUUCACGCCAGACAAUUUGAAAGUAAACUCCAGGCUUCUGGCUGGGAUAUCCCAGCUUUCAAUCAGGAAUCUUCUGGACAAGUUUCCUUGACGACUGGAUUCAGUGGCACGAACGACAACAAGCGUCUUCUUCCUCUAACCAUACGGCAAGACGACCUCCCUGCGCUAUCCCAUACAAAUGCCGAGGUUCUCGCGUACUUGCUUGAGCGGAGAAAUCGGAAAUAUACCGUCACGGCAGGACCGAAUGGGAAACGGCUGUCCGAGACCCAAUUUCUUCAAAAGCUUAAGGCGGCCGGCAUUCGAAUCCUUAUCGAUGCAGGAGCUCAUAUCCUGGAGUCUGACAACGAAGGUCUUGUCCGCCAGUGGCUUGCCAUAGAUCCCGAUGCCCCUGCAGCGGUUUACUUCAACACCGAUGAUAGGGCAUCGCUAAUAUACCGAAAUGGCAAAGAAGUCCCUCUUCUGGCGUCUCCUUUUGCCGAGGAUUUGUCCAAGUGCCUUGUGUACUUCGAUGAGGCACACACGAGAGGAACGGAUUUGAAAUUCCCACCGUCAGCGAGGGGUGCACUGACAUUAAGCCUGGGCCAAACUAAGGACCACACAGUUCAAGCUGCCAUGAGACUUCGCCAGCUGGGCAAGUCGCAAUCCGUUAUGUUCGUCGCUUCUCCGGAGGCCCAUCAAAGCAUCAUCGAUCACCGUGACAAGUCAUCCGAGCAUGGACUAGACUCCAGUGAUGUGGUGCGGUGGCUGCUGGAGCAGACUUGCCGAGGGAACGAGCAACUGCGGCCUUUGUAUAUAGCUCAAGGCUUCGACUUUUGCAAGCGACAAAGUGCGAAGUCAUCGCACCCACUAUUUCUCUCCAACGACAAAGCUCGAUCCUGCUACGUUAAUUCAUUGCUUCACGGUGAACAGCAGACGCUAGAACAGCUCUACCAUCCGAGGACGUCUCCUCCUAUCAGCUGUACCCCGCCCAGUGGCAGUGGCAACCAGAUCAAGGACUUUUGGCGUGAGCUUAAAAUGCAGCAGGCAGACCAGACAAGCACGGCCCUUACCUCGAAUUCAGCGUUCGAAGAGGUCGAACAGGAAAGAGAGGUGGCGUUCCAAGUUGAGGAGAUGAGGCAAGCCCAAGAGCCUCGACACUUUCCCGUAUACAGCUUCCCCGGCCUCGGCCAAGGCUUACUUGACUUUGCAAGGACAGGGUGGGUCGGGGCCGACGGGUGGUAUGAACGACUGUUCAGUGCUCUACAGCGGAUAAAGAUCUGUCGGCGGAACAAAGUCCCAGUGCGAGAAUCGGACGUGCUGUUAUCAACUGAAUUUAUGAAGACGAUUCGAGAGGAGGAGAAUACUUGGCGCGAGGACUUUUUGCGUCCUGUCCACUGGAUUCUAUGGAGUCCCAGGGCUGGCAAGGCCAUUGUGAUCAUCCCGGAAGAAGCGGAAGCCCUGAUUCCUGUUCUCCGAACCAUCGACUCGCCGCAAACCUAUCUGAUUUUGUAUGCACCCCCCAUCUCAAAGCAGAUGCUACACUUCAACACCUUCCGCUACCACACUAUCCCAAGGCUCGACAGUGAAAUCCCUUCUGGGGUGAAACUGGACCUGAGUAUCCUGGCCGGCAGACUAUACUUUGAGUUCGGCGAGUACAAGGCUAUUCUGCGGUAUCUGGAUCCACCGACUACCAGUUUCUCUGCUAAAUCUACGUCUUCCGGUCGAUCUCGGCGCCACAAGAUAAAAAUAUCGACACGACUCCCCAGACGCUUCCUAGAGGAGUGGUUCGCGGUCGCGAGGAAGGGCCAGGACUUCACGUACACGCCCAUGGGUUAUGUCUGUCAGAAUCGAGGACUUCGCGCGGACCAUCCGUUUUUUGCUCGUGAGGGUGUUGAAGAUGCUGAGGCUGACGAGCUCGGCUUGGAUGACCAGAACGGGAAGGAAUUGGUGUUGAAGUCAGAGUGAUAUGGAUCUUGCCUUCUCCAGGACCUUGGCCGAAGGCGUGCGCAGUGUGCUCAAAUUCGGGGCAAAAAAUAGUCAUCAUCUUUGGUCAUAUUUAGGUCGACAUGGGUACCUUUGUCUCGGGUUCGUGAGGUUUGGGGUUUACAUGAAGUUGUUGUAUCUAGAAAACAAUUCCAUAAUCA
This is a messenger RNA of Aspergillus heteromorphus CBS 117.55, 9485 nucleotides long. RefSeq lists its product as uncharacterized. The transcript has 5 exons. The record is from RefSeq and is a predicted model, not a curated record. Lineage: Eukaryota; Fungi; Ascomycota; Eurotiomycetes; Eurotiales; Aspergillaceae. Bases 1 to 9306 code for a protein of 3101 amino acids.